This is a messenger RNA of Emiliania huxleyi CCMP1516, 363 nucleotides long. RefSeq lists its product as hypothetical. The record is from RefSeq and is a predicted model, not a curated record. Gene Ontology annotation, molecular function: protein binding. Bases 1 to 363 code for a protein of 120 amino acids. The transcript has a single exon. Lineage: Eukaryota; Haptophyta; Isochrysidales; Noelaerhabdaceae.
AUGGCGUGGGCGUCGCGGCGCAGUUCUGCCGUCCAGCCGGCAAUCGCCAUCAGCCCCGACGGGAGUGCACUGUUUGUGGCGGACCUCGACAACCGCAAGAUCCGGCGGGUGGAGGUGGCGACGGGCGCUGUGACGACGCUCGCGGGCAGUGGCACACCAGUGGCCUGCCCAAUUGGCAUCGCCAUCAGCCCAGACGGGGGCGCCCUGUUUGUGGCGGACCAUGACAACCACAAGAUGCCGACGACCCUCGGGAUCCGAGCUCGGAAUGCAGAAAGAAAGAAAACGGACAACCCAAGGGAGGGAUGGGAGGACGGCACGCCGCCACCACACAGGGAUUUUAAGGAGAGGGGUGUGGUGCACUAG